Cucurbita pepo subsp. pepo (vegetable marrow) is the source of this 368-nucleotide messenger RNA. RefSeq lists its product as uncharacterized. Lineage: Eukaryota; Viridiplantae; Streptophyta; Magnoliopsida; Cucurbitales; Cucurbitaceae. The record is from RefSeq and is a predicted model, not a curated record.
AUGGCAAGCCAACAGGAUUUGAGCUGCAAGGCUGGGGAGACUGUUGGACAAGCUCAGGUAAAGAAGGAUGAGGUUAUGAGCCAAGCAACAUCCACCCAGGAUGCCCAAUCCGCCGCCCAAACUGCCACCGACCUGAAGGACCAAGCUGCCAGCUUCCUCCAACAGACUGGAGAGCAAGUGAAGAGCAUGGCACAAGGAGCAGCUGAGGCAGUGAAGAACACACUUGGGAUGAAGACUGACACUGAUACCACCACCUCACCCAACGACAAUCCUUCCCCUACAAUUUAAUUUCUUGAAUUAAGUUCAUUUUGUAUAAAUAAUUUAAAGGAAGAGAGUGAUGUAUUGUCCCCUUCCUUUUCCUAAUUAAU